AAAUUUACUUUCUUAGAAAGAGUAUGAACCCUGUAAAAGAAUUUCAAAUUAACCUUAGCAUAAUUGAAAACAUAGCAAGAAUUCCGUUUAAGUUAACCUCCAGUAGCUUGCUUUGGAUUUCCUACUUUCGUAGCAUAACAUAUCCCACUGAAAUGCCAGAUAGAUGGCAGCACGAUUUGUUUGAUGGUGGUGUAUCUGGUCAAAGGGCUGGUGGUAUCACAACAGGGGCGACAAAGCUGUUAGUUUCCAACUUGGAUUAUGGAGUAUCCGACAGUGAUAUAAAGGAACUUUUUGCUGAAUUUGGUCCUCUAAGAAAAGCUGCAGUUCAUUAUGACAGAUCAGGAAGAUCUUUAGGCACAGCUGACGUUAUUUUCGAAAAGCGACUGGAUGCUGUUAAAGCAAUGAAACAAUAUAAUGGUGUUCCUCUGGAUGGUAGACCUAUGAGUAUUCAAAUCGCCAGUUCUACUGUUCCUAGCUCAAAUCCUUCACCCAGAGGACGGUUGGGUGGUUCUUCUAAUCAGAGAGGUUUUAACAGAAAUCGUCAGGGUGGAAACAAUCGUGGUAGACCAGGACGAGGCGGUGGAGGAGCGCAGCGUAAAGUACCCACAGCUGAAGAGUUAGAUGCUGAAUUAGAUGCCUAUGUAAAUAAGAUGGAGUAACUUUUGAAUUGUACAAGAAGUUACUGAUAAUAGAAAUGUUGAUUUAUUGUAAACAGCCUUCACAAAGUUAUGCAUCCAGUUAAGCCACAUUUUCUUGAUUGAGAUACAUUUAUUUCCAGAAGUUUAAGGAUGGUUGAUUUGUAACCAGUGAUUUCAUUUUUGAAUUAUUGUCAGCUAUGAAGAAGAAAAUUUGGCCUUUUAACUGUCUUUUUAAUUCUCAUCUUUCAUUCAUGCAUCAUUAUAAGUGUCAAUGAUCAUACAGCUGUUUUCAUUAAAGAAUUUCAUCUGUU
This is a messenger RNA of Parasteatoda tepidariorum (common house spider), 949 nucleotides long. Lineage: Eukaryota; Metazoa; Arthropoda; Arachnida; Araneae; Theridiidae. The record is from RefSeq and is a predicted model, not a curated record.